Messenger RNA from Salvia splendens (bonfire salvia), 2131 nucleotides. Its product is annotated as transcription factor MYB3R-2-like. The transcript has 6 exons. NCBI's taxonomy places the organism in Eukaryota, Viridiplantae, Streptophyta, Magnoliopsida, Lamiales, Lamiaceae. Bases 725 to 1417 code for a protein of 230 amino acids. Gene Ontology annotation, biological process: regulation of DNA-templated transcription. Gene Ontology annotation, cellular component: nucleus. The record is from RefSeq and is a predicted model, not a curated record. Gene Ontology annotation, molecular function: DNA-binding transcription factor activity, RNA polymerase II-specific; RNA polymerase II cis-regulatory region sequence-specific DNA binding.
CUCUCUCCUCUCCAGUGAAAGUCACUCUCUCACUUCCCAGAAUAUCCGUACUUUCCAAUAUCCAACAAAACUCUAUUGAUUUCAAACUCUUAAAAGUUGUAAUCUUGUGCAUAUAUCCUCUUUCCUUCCAUGGACUCUCUCUUCUUCUCGCUCCCUUUUUUCUAGCUGUUGAGCCCUUUCUUUAAUUACACAACAUGCUGCUAAUCUUACCUUCAUUAUGCUUCAUUUUUCUAACAAUCCAUUCCAAAAUUUGUUCUGCAUAUUGCUUAUAUAUAGCUUCUUGACUUGGGCACUAAAAAUUUCCAAUCUUUUUAUGAAAAUUCGAUCUGGAUCAUUGAUUAAAUCGUGUGUUUUGUUUUUCUGCUAAUCAGUUUGAUCAACUGUGUGCUUAGAAAUGGAAGAAGAAGAAGAAGAAGAAGAAGAAGAAGAAGAGGGUGCCAGAAAUGAUGAUGAUAAGUAUGUUUCCUUUCAUGGGUUUUUGUUUUUCUUCUCUUCUUUUUCAAUUUUUUACAAUUUGUAAUUCAUUUGUUACAGCUGCUGAUGUUUUUGGUGAUUUUGCCAGUGAUAAACUGCAGCUAUAUUGUGUCUGUGAUUGAUUGAUUAUAAGCCCUUUAUGACGUUCAUUUCAUGUUUAUGAUAAUCACUCAAGAAAAUUGUCUGGUCCAACAAGGGGAUCAUCCAAGGCAAACUGGACAGAGGAAGUGGUGAUUAAUUAGUUUGUUUGAUGUGUUCGUACGAUGAUAACAUUUUGCAAGACGCAGUUCAAAAAUAUGAAGGGAAGUCGUGGAAGAAAAUAGCUGGAUGCCUCCCUGGUCGAACGGAUGUGCAGUGCUUGCAUCGUUGGCAGAAAGUUAUAAAUCCCGGCCUGGUUAAAGGGCCAUGGAGUAAGGAGGAAGACGCCAUUCUCAUUGAGUUGGUUGAGAGGUCCAGUGAGAAGAAAUGGUCUGAAAUUGCGGAACAGCUUCCAGGCAGGAUGGGAAAGCAAUGCCGGGAAAGGUGGUGCAACCAUUUGAAGCCUGAGAUAAUUAAGGCACCGUGGACAGACGAGGAGGAAAGGACUCUGAUCAAUGCUCAUGCUGAAUAUGGGAACAAAUGGUCCAUAUUAGCCAAGCUUUUACCUGGCAGGACUGAGAACUCGGUUAAAAACCACUGGAACUGCUCUCUGAAGAAGAGACUCUGUAGCAAUCCUGCCUUUGGCUCCGUUGCAAAUCAUCCUCGAUUAUAUGUACCUCCUUUGCAAACCAAUAGUAAACAAGUUGCUUGCGAUUCCACAGAAGCAAACCAAACAUCAAGCAACAUAGAGUUGAGUUCCGGUUUGUUUCAUGGAAAUCAUAGCAAUUUAUCAUUUGCUUCAGGAAAUGCAGUGCCAUCAACUUCCAGCAAGACUGUGAUCAUGGAUGACCAUCCAAGACUGUAAGAUUCAAAGGCCUUGAAUCAUGGUACUAGAAAGACAGAAAUACGAGGUUUUACUUCACUAUGUGAAGACCAUCCGUGUCACAUGCCUUCUCUUGUAUGUGAUAAUGGUGAUCGAAUUAGACCAAGAGGAGACGGUGGUGAUAACCCUGCGAGUUCAUCGGAGGGGUCAUACACGGGCUUAUGCUAUGAGCCAAUUCAGCGGGCGGAUUUGGAUAUCUUCUUGUCGACUGGUAGGUUUCCAAGCACUGAGAGCUACAUACGCCAACAGCCAAGACCAAGACGGGAUGAAAAGGAACUGCCAGGUGAUGCAUACAGCAGAGCUAGGGCCAUACUGAGGAGUGCAGCUAUGAGCUACCAUAAUGUGCCGUCUAUUAUUAGAAAACACGCUAUCCAGAUAUUGUACGGAUGCGUUCCUGCACUGGAGGUAAUCAAGUCCCAGAAGUAGAUGAUGAUGAUGAUGAUGAUGAUGAUGUUCAUACUUGCACUUUUCUCUCUCAAAGCUUGAGAAGCUUGCAGCCGUUGAAUCUGUGGGGAUUUGAAACAGAAUUUGGCGAUGCAUGAGAUUGAAAUGAUCUUUUAUUGAGAGGGUUUCUGUGAUCAGGUUUUAUGAGAAUCCUGCUUUGUGUAGCUCUUGAUAUCAGCCAAUGCUGCAAAACAAUGUGAUGCUUGCUGCCGCAUUGUGAUUUUUAGUAUAAGUAUUUUUAACUUAUGAUUA